AUGGUGCUGGUGGAAGAGAUUGUGGAGGAGGAGGAUGCGUCCGAGUCAAAGGCCACCAUCGUAGAGGAGGUGCAAGAGGCAAAGGCCGCCAUUAGCAAAGGUUUCCUGGAGAAGGCGAAGGACAAGCCUUUGUACGGGCCUGAGGGCUCUGCAGAAGGAAAGGUGGAUCCCAAAACCCACAAGGCCCAUGCGGAGCAUAAGAUGAACGAGGACUUGAAUGCUGGCAUGAAUCGAGGCACCGAGCGCUGGGCUUGGGCUGCGGGGCCCGAGGAGCCCGAGGAGCCCGCGGGCAUCGAGGAGUACCAUCUGAGUGACGGCGAGACGCCGAAGCCUCGUGAGCCUUGGUCACCGGGGCUGUCCACGAUGUUUGACAAUGAUCUAAUCAACAACUGCGUCCAGGACGCCAAGAAGGCGCAAGUCGCCGACGCGGCCACCCAAACGGAGCCGGAGGGCGCGUCGGCAGAGGCGGCGCUGCGGAGGCUGCGGCGCCAGCUGCUGGAGGAGCGCCAGCGGAGGCGCUCCGCGGAGCAGGAGCUGGAGGAGUGCCAGGACUGCCAGUACAACGCUCCCGGCUGCGCCUUGGACGAGCUGGACACCUCGCAGCACGCGUCGGACCUUCACAAGGGCAUGGUGCAGAAUUGCGGCCGCUGGCAAGAGGCCUUAGCGCCAGGUGUGGCAUCGAUGAGAUUUAGCUUCUUGCAGGCAACCGACGAAGACUUGAACCACAUUAUCGAGAAGCUGAAGGGAAACGAGGAUGUCACCGAGCUUGACUUAUCCCACAACCACAUCAAAGACACGGGCGUGCAGGCCUUGGUGGCCGCCCUGGCCGCGGGAGCAGCUCCCAAGCUCCGAGAGCUCAGACUGUACAGUAACGAGUUCGGGGCGCUGGGGGAGACCAUGCUGAAGCAGGGCCUGGCAGUGUUCCGCAAGGACCUGAAGGUGCAAUCCCAGGAGCCCAGCUGGGCCAAGCUGGCGCGGGAGCAGGUCCAGGUUCUGUCCUUGCUGAAGAUCACCGAGAGCGCCAGCGAUGAGUCGUGCGAGCUGGCAUGGCAGUCCAUCCUCGGUGGGAAGGAUGUGGCGGCACUUUGUCCUGCAUCAGCCUGGCCGGAUGUGGUGUUGCCUGCGCUGUGCCGCUCGCAGCACGGGCUGCCCGUGUUGGUGCUGGUCACGGACGCCGUAGAUAUCCUGGCUGCCCAAGUCGGCGAGUGGAGCCAGGCGCUGGCUGCGACUGCGACGUCUGGGGCCUGGACAGACAUGGUCUUCUUCACGAGCUGUGGACAGCCUCCGCUUGGUCCCUUCACUUCCUCACAAGAGGUGCUCUCGCCGGAGAUGAUCCCACAGCAGCCGAACCCAGGCUGGCAGAUCCUGGUGAUCCUCCACUCCAAGGAGUGCCCCUUGCUGCGGGAGCAGCUGCAGCUGCUGCCGGCCCCAUCCCAGGUGAUUCUUGCAGUGGAGUCAUGGGAUGAGUACACGAGGGAACUCGCCGGCGACAUUCUGCACGACUCCGUGGAGCUCACUCUGAGGCAGGCGCAGAGCCAAAGCGAGAAGACGGAGGAUGUCGAUCUGAUUGCGGUUCACAUGGCCAACAUCCUCUGCCGCUCGGAGGAUGCGGGGCUGCGCACGGCGGUCCGCGCCAUGCUGGGGGUGGGCUUCGGGCAAGGCCAAACGCGGUCUGAGGUUGGCUGCAAGCGGAAGGCUUGCACGCAAGGCGAAGCUCAGCCAGGUUCCAUCGAGCUGGAGGAAGCGGAACUACGGCGAGGCAUUGCCGCCUUACUGGCCAGACAUCAGGAGGUGACGGCGAAGAAGAGCAUGCCAAAAGGUUGCAAAGGCCGGAAGACUUCGAAGCCAGUGCGAAGAGCCGUCCAGCUGGAAGACUGGGACGACUGCGAGUCCGAAAACUCGGACUUUUGAGCAUGUCGCGUACUGGGUCCCCUUUGUGGG
Messenger RNA from Effrenium voratum, 1941 nucleotides. NCBI's taxonomy places the organism in Eukaryota, Dinophyceae, Suessiales, Symbiodiniaceae. The record is from the annotation of a GenBank genome assembly.